GAGUGCCAAGCCUCUGGGACUAUAUAAAGGGAGUCUCUGGGAGGAAUUUCACAGUUGCAGAAAAGGCGGCGGAGGAAGCAGCAGCAGCAGCAGCAGGAGCUGGGAUUCAACAGGAGCGCGCACAGCUUGAGCCAGCCAUGCUCCUCUCCGCUCUUCAGCUCUCUGGCAUUCUGCUCGCCUGCCUGCUCCUGAAGGGCUGCUGGGCUUUCAAGAACGAUGCCACAGAGAUCCUUUAUUCCCACGUGGUGAAACCCAUUCCGGCCAGCUCCAGCAACAACAGCACCUUGAACCAAGCGAGAAAUGGAGGCAGACACCCGGGAUUCGACCGGAUCAGUCGCGUUCAAGUUGGAUGCCGGGAACUGAGAUCCACCAAAUACAUUUCCGAUGGCCAAUGUACCAGUAUAAACCCUCUGAAAGAGCUGGUGUGCGCUGGGGAGUGUCUCCCUUUGCCGGUGUUGCCUAACUGGAUCGGAGGGGGCUAUGGGUCCAAGUACUGGAGCAGAAGGAGCUCACAGGAGUGGCGAUGUGUCAACGACAAGACCCGCACCCAAAGGAUUCAGCUUCAGUGUCAAGAUGGAAGUACAAGAACCUACAAAGUAACUGUCGUUACGGCUUGCAAGUGCAAGAGAUACACCAGGCAACACAACGAAUCCAGCCAUAACUUUGAAGGAGCAUCUCAAACAAAGCCCGCACAGCAUCAUAAAGAGAGGAAAAGGAACAGCAAAUCCAUGAAGCAUCCCCCUAGUUAGAACUUGGCCAUGCAUCAUAAAAUUUGAACUUAUCAUUGAAUUGCCUGCUUUACAGAUAUCACUGCCUAACGAAAACUCUACCAUGCCAUUGUUUGCUUCACAGCUGGGUGUACAUAUACUUGUGGCUUUGACCAAACUCAAAAGGGCAUUCUGUGCAUAAGGACCUUUUUCCUUGGGGGUUGGGGGUUGGG
Messenger RNA from Lacerta agilis (Sand lizard), 940 nucleotides. It is a transcript of the gene SOSTDC1, whose product is annotated as sclerostin domain containing 1. Bases 138 to 749 code for a protein of 203 amino acids. NCBI's taxonomy places the organism in Eukaryota, Metazoa, Chordata, Lepidosauria, Squamata, Lacertidae. The record is from RefSeq and is a predicted model, not a curated record. Gene Ontology annotation, molecular function: BMP binding. The transcript has 2 exons. Gene Ontology annotation, biological process: negative regulation of BMP signaling pathway; negative regulation of Wnt signaling pathway.